AUGCGGAGGGAGGUGAGUGGGGAAGUGCCGGAAGACUUAGCUGAGGGCUUGGCUGUUGAAAAGCAGCAGGAGCAACAAUUGAUGAAUAAACUUGCUGCUCAAGGUCGAUUACCUGCUCGUCCUGCAUCUUCAUUCCUGCAAAAGAAACUCCAGCAGAGGAAGUUCUUUGACUCGGGUGAUUAUGCCAUGGAUAAGGAUCGUGGCAAACAAACUGCUCCUGCCGCUCGCCUACCGCAUCCGAUGGCAUCUCGACCACUACAAGAAUCGUCUUUUCCAGCAAUGAAAGCGGCUUCAAUUGCCAUUCCUGAAGCAAUUUCGCCUGACGGAGAAACUAACCUACAGAUUCCACGUCCGGAUACCGUACCACAAAGGAAGGCUUCCAUUAUAAACCCGGCGGUGCACUGCAAACUAAGUCCGAUGCCACAUGUUCAGGUUUGUGGUUCACGUUUGGUAUGA
This is a messenger RNA of Angiostrongylus costaricensis, 456 nucleotides long. NCBI's taxonomy places the organism in Eukaryota, Metazoa, Nematoda, Chromadorea, Rhabditida, Metastrongylidae. The record is from the annotation of a GenBank genome assembly.